AUGAUCAUGGGAAUCACACACAUCGUCCAAUUUCAAUUUAAAUCCGACGUCUCCCCCGACGUGGUGAAAGAUACCUGCCACCGAAUGCUCGCAUUAGCACACACAUGCCUCCAUCCCAAGACCGAAAAACCCUAUCUCAAGUCUGUUACGGGUGGAAAAGAUAACUCGAUUGAGGGGAUUCAGAACGGUAUCACGCACGCAUUCGUAGUUCAAUUUGAAAACGAGGCUGAUAGGGAGUACUAUUGCCAUAAGGACCCUUCGCAUCUGGCGUUUGUGAAGAGAGUGGUUGAGUUGGUGGAGAAGGUUCAGGUCGUUGAUUUUACGCAUGGUGUUGUUGUUUGA
Messenger RNA from Aspergillus chevalieri, 342 nucleotides. RefSeq names its product Dabb family protein. The transcript is spliced from 3 exons. The record is from RefSeq and is a predicted model, not a curated record. The coding region runs from base 1 to 342 and encodes 113 amino acids. Lineage: Eukaryota; Fungi; Ascomycota; Eurotiomycetes; Eurotiales; Aspergillaceae.